Messenger RNA from Gossypium raimondii (Peruvian cotton), 877 nucleotides. RefSeq names its product protein LURP-one-related 14. The transcript is spliced from 3 exons. Lineage: Eukaryota; Viridiplantae; Streptophyta; Magnoliopsida; Malvales; Malvaceae. The coding region runs from base 110 to 688 and encodes 192 amino acids. The record is from RefSeq and is a predicted model, not a curated record.
UAUGUAAUAAAGGUAGGUAGGGAAGGGGUUAGCUUCUCCAAGUGUGUUCCAACAGAGAAAAAAUCAUUAGCAAUCAAAAGAAAAAAAAAAUACAGAGAGAAGAUUGGAAAUGGAAGAUCAAAUGGUAAAGGUUGUCGGAGAAAGAUUUUGUGUUCCUUACACCAUGGAACUUGUCGUAAAGAGGAAACUACAAUCAUUUUCUAAAUCACUUUACGAAGCUUUUGAUGCUACCGGAAAUUUUCUUCUCCAGGUCGACGGCGGUGUUUGGAAAUUUCAAAAGAAAAGGGUUAUGAAAGAUCCCGCCGGUUUGCCGGUUGCCACUUUGAGAGAAAAGCAGGCAUUGUCAUGGAAACAUCAAUGGAUGAUUCAUCAAGGUGAAAGCUCAGAGAGAAACCAUUUUCUUUGCACUGUGCAAAAAUCAAAUGCGCUUAGGAUCAAAAACAAUCUGGAUGUUUUCUUGGGGAAUCGGUACAAGGAUCAUGGCAGAGAUUUUCAUGUCACCGGAAGUUUUUCUUCGCUUUCCUUCAAAGUUAUAAGGGCUAAUACAGUCAUUGCCGAGGUUAGGCACAAUUUCACAUGGGGGAGCUGUAAGGGGAAAGAAAGUUUCAAGGUUAAAGUAUAUCCAGAGGUGGACUAUGCUUUCAUUGUAGCUUUGUUGGUGAUUAUGAACGAAAGUGACGGUCCAUAGUAUCUAAUGCUGUGUGAUUAGUAUCCCAGCACAAUUUUAUGGCACAUAUACAUAUAUCUAUGUACAAAACCCAAGGGAAAUUAACCUUAAUGUGAGUGCAUACGUUGCACAUAGUUUAGGGUGCCAGUUUUUUUUUCCUUAAUUUCUUUUGUAUUUAUUUUAUUCCAUCAAUUUGGGUUGGGUCUUUAA